AUGCGUACGUCAUUCUCCAAGAAGUCCAUGAACCUGCCCAGACUUACAUCUUCACAGCUCGCUCGACAUAGCAGAAAUCGAGACCUGCACUCAGUGCCACCAUUGGGGACCCCCAAAGACGCCAUAUUCACUCGCUACGGCGUCCCCGGCCUCUUCUCAAAAGAGACAUACCAAGAAACAUGGCAACAAUACCAAACCCACCUCCUAAACUUCGUCAACAACGAAGUCCGGGGCACAACAUCUGAAACCCUCAGCAUGAAGACCCUCCACGAACACACCUCCCGAGAUCGAUCAAAAGCCGAACUCUACAACCACGCCGCCCAAGCACACCACAACCACUUUUUUUUCAGCGGCCUCUCCGCAGCCGCAAAGCCCGCGGAGCCGUCCACCACGCUCCGCGGCGAGAUUGAACAAUGGUUCGAGUCAGUCGAUCACCUGGGCGACGAGAUCUCCCACAUGGCCAUGUCGAUGUUCGGAAACGGCUACGUCUGGGUCCUCUGCGCGAACGACGAGGAGAAGAUGUGGCGCGUCAUGUGCACCUACAAUGCAGGCUCUCCAUUACCCAACGCUCACACCAAACCGCAUGUCGAUUCAAGGCAGCUUUUCUCUCGCGGAUUUACAUCAGGGCGAAUCGAGCAGGCAGAGUAUCGAGCCGGGUCCUUCGGUAACUACUCGGGCCAGAUAAACCGUCACUUCGAUGCCUUCAUCGGCACACCAGUAUUGUGUCUGAAGGUCUGGGAGCAUCAGUACAUGCGAGACUAUGGUCUGGCCGGCAAAGAACAGUAUAUCAGCAAUUGGUGGAAGCGCGUGGACUGGAAUGAAGUGCAAAAUAGAUUCAACGUAAGCUCCGACAUUACGGUGGAUUAUAAGUCUGCGCCGCCACCGUCACGGAGCGCGCAGGUAGAAAAGAUGAAUGAAGGCAUGCGAAAUGCUUUCCGGAGAGCAGAUGGGCCAUGA
Cyphellophora attinorum is the source of this 957-nucleotide messenger RNA. RefSeq names its product putative 37S ribosomal protein S26A, mitochondrial. Gene Ontology annotation, molecular function: metal ion binding; superoxide dismutase activity. The transcript has a single exon. Gene Ontology annotation, biological process: superoxide metabolic process. Bases 1 to 957 code for a protein of 318 amino acids. NCBI's taxonomy places the organism in Eukaryota, Fungi, Ascomycota, Eurotiomycetes, Chaetothyriales, Cyphellophoraceae. The record is from RefSeq and is a predicted model, not a curated record.